Messenger RNA from Athalia rosae (coleseed sawfly), 1625 nucleotides. It is a transcript of the gene dgt1, whose product is annotated as KAT8 regulatory NSL complex subunit 2. Gene Ontology annotation, cellular component: NSL complex. The coding region runs from base 145 to 1575 and encodes 476 amino acids. The record is from RefSeq and is a predicted model, not a curated record. The transcript has 8 exons. Lineage: Eukaryota; Metazoa; Arthropoda; Insecta; Hymenoptera; Athaliidae.
GCAAAUCGAAAAGCCAAAAGCAGGGAAAUUUUGCCCACGCCCCUCUUUUUUCUAAUCUUUUGACUUAAACGUCAAACUGUGAAUACGUUGUUGGCUGAAGAAGUCUUCGUCCGUCAACGAGUCGAAAAAACUACGUGACGAACGAUGUUUCGCGUUCCAAACGCAGCUACUACGUCGACAAAAUUAGGGGCUGGAAAAAGUUCCUCUGAUAGUAAAAGCUGUCUCUAUGCUUCAUACGAAUGCAAACAGCCAACACUCGAAGGCUAUGCUUACUGUGCUAAACAUAUUUUAGAAGAUAGCACAGCUCCAUACAAGCAAUGUAGUUUUGUCCAUAACACAAAUGGAAGAAAAUGCCAAAACCCGGCACUGAAAGGAGAACGAAGGGACCUUACGUACUGCCCAGAGCACGCACGAAGAGCUCAGUUGGCCAGGAUAAAAUCCACAUCCAGACAUUUGCCACCUGAAACACCGGAAACUUUACUUUUAAAUCUCAGUCACUAUGUAAAGCCUACCGAUUCCAGUGCAGAGGAUACCGAGGAAGAUGAAGGAAAAUUCAAAGUCCUGGAUCCUUUUGUUGAAAUUGACGCCUACAGAAUAAACGCUAGCGGUUGCGAUAUCCUGGACUAUGCCAGCUCGUCCGAUAGUGACGUGGAACCUAUGGCUGUCAGCGACACUCUUCGUGCGUCAUUUUUAGAUGAGAGUGAAGAUGAAAGUCUCCAGAGUUCACAGGAAGAUCCGCUUAAUAUUAAUUUUUUAAGGCACGCUGGGAUAUUUACCGCCGAGGAAGUGAUCUACAUCGCGAGGGAAAAACUAAUCAGGCUACAAUCCCUCUACAUAGAUCAGUUUCGAAGGCUUCAGUAUAUAUUCAGAGAAAAACGUCGCAAGUACCUCCAGUCAAUUAAAAAGGAAAAAGAAACGUCAUGUAGCAUUCACGAUCAGCCCAGGGAAACCGCCAAGGAGAAGAAAAUCUACCAAAAGUUGAAAGCCCUGAACCGUUACCACAGGCGGAGUGGCGUCGAGGCUAUUUUGUACAAGAAAUCACUGGAAAGACGAGCCCAAGUGACGGACGGCCCGGCGCAGAAGCCUCCUAAUGUUACAAAAUGUAUUUUCACUGAAGGCGGAGUGAAGUGCGGUGACAGAACUUUACCAGCAGCAAGGCACUGCAGAAAGCAUAUAUUAAAGGACCAGCAUCAAGUGUUAUUCAAAGCUUGCGGGGCCAUUAGAGCCGACAUAGAAUGCCACGAGCCUGUGCCCGUAGUAUUCGAUUCGUUUUGCGUUUUUCAUAUGAAUCUUCCACCACCGUUGAAACUGGAAGCCAUGGCGUUCGAGGAAGUGAAACGCGAAGUCGUAAAGGAGGCUCCGGCGUUGGAUAACCAGUCGAUGGAGAUAGACGUUGUCGGUGAGACGCAGGAAAUUGAUCCCGACGAUGACAUGGCUGGGUUAAUGAGGGAGAUGAACGACGUUGCAGGAAAAAAAAUAACUUUCAACGAGUGCGUUAAUAGCGAAGCCAGUACGGACACCGCCUUCAGUUUAACAGCUCAGUUGAGUGAUAAAGACGAACUAAUUCUGAUUUGAUAACUCAUUGUUCGUCUGCCUUGUAAAUAAAUAAUUAUUUUUAACAGCAA